This is a messenger RNA of Syngnathus acus (greater pipefish), 2711 nucleotides long. It is a transcript of the gene susd5, whose product is annotated as sushi domain containing 5. The transcript is spliced from 5 exons. Gene Ontology annotation, molecular function: hyaluronic acid binding. NCBI's taxonomy places the organism in Eukaryota, Metazoa, Chordata, Actinopteri, Syngnathiformes, Syngnathidae. The record is from RefSeq and is a predicted model, not a curated record. Gene Ontology annotation, biological process: cell adhesion; Notch signaling pathway. The coding region runs from base 64 to 2154 and encodes 696 amino acids.
AGUUGAAGUGACAUACGGCGUUGCUUUUUCAGAGUAGAAACAAAUCUUUCAGCGAGGAGAAGGAUGCUGGGCUUCCUUGGAUGCUUUGCUUGUCUUUUGGUGGCUUCUGUUGUCAAUGCAAAUGGUCGAGUGUUUGUGGUGGAGCUCGGGAACGCGUCUUCCAGUUCGUCGUUCAGUGACGCCGAGCGGUCUUGCGCCUCUCGGCGGGCCCGGCUAGCGUCGACCUCGGAGCUGAGGCACGCCGUCAUGGAGUGUUUCUUCUCCUCGUGCACCCGCGGGUGGCUUUACGGAGGCUCCCUCGGCACCACCGUGUGUAGCUACGUAGGCGGCUCGCUAAAGGCCGUGGACGUGAGGACGGAAAACGCCACGGGCGACUCCAGCAGCUCGAGCGGAUUCUGUAUCAAAGAUAAAGGCAUGGCGUGCGGAGACCCCCCUUCCUUCCCCAACGCCCGUCUGCAGGGCCAAGGCGGUUUUGAGCUGGGCGACGAACUCCUCUACACAUGCGUGCCGGGAUACGUCAUGCCCAACGGUCACAGCGCCUUCAGCUUGUUGUGCGACAGCUGUGGCGAGUGGUACGGACUGGUCCAGAUUUGCGUCAAAGACUCAACCGAGACUCACGUGGAUUACGAUGACCAGUUCACGUACGCCGAUGCGGACAAUCAGAACGAGGACGACGGGCCCGUGGAGGUUCACGAGAUCACGAUCCACACAGAAGAACCCAGGGACCAGGAGCUGCAAGAAAUCCACUUUCAAAGAGAAGAAGUGGAUUCAAAUCUGGAUGGUCAGCAUGAGAUGGAAGUAGACGCCGCAGAAACAAGCGAUAAGGAACGAGACGUGGUGGACUCCGCCGAGCACCCGAGUUGGGGGCAGGAAGUGGUGACCACUGCGUCCACAGACCCGCCAGGCUCCCUCUUGACCCAAAAACACCUCUUCUGGUUCCCCUCGGAGACCUUCCAGCAGGAACAACACCCGGUUUCCGUGGACCCCGUGACCACCACUCAGCGGACCUCCGGCGGCCAAUCCGAGGAGAACCUCAACAGUGAGCGAGAGAGUCUCACUCCCCAUGUCAGUCAAGUGGAACAAAUUCCAGUUGAGCAGGAAGAGCUGGACCACCAAGACCGCUACGAAGACCACGAUCACUAUGACAUGGGCGAGCAUGAGGAGGUUCACUACGGCAGCCGGAACGACAGCUCCGAGGAACGUGGUGUCCAUGAGGACAGCAGCCAUCUUCAGGAGAAUGUUUCUGAGGAGCAUCCGGACCGUGACGAUCACGAAGAGCCAUACGAUGAAAACGAGCACAACGGCGAUCACGACGAACACUAUGACCACGAACGACAUGAUGAUGAAGAUAUUGUGCAUCAAUAUGAUCACGAUGAUCAGGACCAUGAAGAACGAGAUGAUGAUGAUGGCAACGAUCGUUACGAUCACAACGAGCACGACAGCGAGGACCAUAACCUGGAUAACGACGAGGGCAGGCGGGACGGCAAUGACAGCCACGCCGAACACGAUAGCCAUUCGGAACACGACAGCCACGAAGACGACGACGACGACCGUCAUCAGCAUGUCAUCUUUGUCGAAACCGGCCGGAAUGGCACCCGGGACCACGUGGGAGCGGCGACCACCACGGACGAGACCUGGCUGGACGGACACCCGGUGGCCGCCCACCCUAACGAGGUCGAAGAACUCAUCCCUGGCACCAGCGUGUCGGAAACACCAGAAUCUCUGGAGACCGCCGCCCCGGACAACCCCGCCUCUUCCUCUGAUACCCUCGAGUACGACACCCAGCAGGUGGUCCCCACUCACUCGUGGCUCCUGGACCUCACCCAGCAACCCUUCCUGGAUCCGGCACAGGGCGGCGACACCUCAGCCGGGGCCGCGGGGGAGCGCGCCAACUUGCCCGGUGAGGCUGGUGAGAGGGGCGAGGUGGAGGGCGAGAUGGGCGAGACGGUGUGCGUCGGGGACAACUGCCCACCGCCCAGAGCCUCACGCCGGGGCCCCACCGUGGCGGCCAUUAUUGCGGCGGUCUGCGUGGUGGCAGCGGCCGUCAUAUUGACCGUGUGGUGCUACCGGCGGCGACAGCAGAAGAGCUCGGCGUACAACAUGAACGGGAAGGGACAAAGCACCCAGCACAUGGAGAUGCAGCAGAAAGUUUAAGGGAGGGGGAGGGGCGGUAUUAAGAGACAAGUCGGACCACGAUUUAAAAACCACAACAGAGGAGGGCCGCGUCAAAAUGUUUCUACGGACUGAGGUCGUGACCUCCAAGGAGGCUUUUGCACAUUGUGGUAUUUUGCCCGCUUUUGUUGUUUUCUUGCUGUUGCUAUGUUUGCCACGCGCGUCUAUUUUUUUCCCCCCUGUGCUUUACGACUUCGCUUUCAAGCGGAGUGUCGAGCAGUCGUAGAAUUACCGAUUAGCCGACUGAAAUGACUGACACGUAGUCGGUAAUGAAAUAUCGCAAUUUGCCGUCGUGAUGAUGAAUGUAACAAAUGAUAUUUACUUGUUGGUGUGAUUAUUACUCACGGUAUGAUGUGUGCAAUCGUGGACAUGACGUUGUCAAUUCGAUCGCUGAGGUCAAAAAGUGUACGGCGUUUAUUUCUGGAAAUUGGGGUGGGGGUGGGGGGGGGGGUGCAAGACGGACGUCAUUUUCAUCAUAAAUCAGCUGCGUUUUUAAGAUGGCGUCUUUGUGUCCCGUUGGCUUGAAUAAACUCCCGGAA